Ogataea philodendri is the source of this 432-nucleotide messenger RNA. RefSeq lists its product as uncharacterized. NCBI's taxonomy places the organism in Eukaryota, Fungi, Ascomycota, Pichiomycetes, Pichiales, Pichiaceae. The transcript has a single exon. Bases 1 to 432 code for a protein of 143 amino acids. The record is from RefSeq and is a predicted model, not a curated record.
AUGACUGAACUAAGUCCCGUUUUCAGUACCGGCCGUGGAGGAGCCGGCAAUAUUGUCCACCAAUCGACGGCAGAUGAGGUGAUUGUGCCUCAAGAGUCGCGCAACUCGUUCAAACAGGACGAGAAUGGCAAAUUCCAUUACCCCACAGGAAGAGGAGGAGCAGGAAACGUCACCGAACUGGAGGCUGUCCCCAGCCCACGGCAAGAUCCAGACACUAUCAACGAGGAGAUAGGCCCUGUGUUCUCGACGGGCCGUGGUGGAGCAGGAAACAGAGUCCAUGCCACCACCUCGUCCACAGUUGCUCAGGACCUGGACGAGCAAGUUUCGCCCGUUCAUAGCAACCCGAAGCAGGACCUGAAAAAGUCGGGUGUCCAGACCUCGUCCAAGGAAAAGACCAGCUUUUUCAGCAAACUGAAGAAGCUCUUCAACUGA